AUGGCUACAUCUCGGCCGUCGCGGCGGCGGCUGCUGCUGCCGGCGCUAGCGCUCUCGAGCGUCCUGCUCACGACGACGUUCAUCGUCGACCUGACUACGACCACGACGCUGCAAUCGCAAUGCGACAUGACGUGGUCCUGGCCCGUCUACUCGCCCGUGACGUGGCGCUCGAGUGGCCCGCUUUUGCACCAUCGAAAGUACCGUCUCUAUCGCGUCCAGAUGAAGUUGGCACGCGAGCCAUUGGCUGGUGUGCCCGUCUUAUUUGUGCCAGGCCAUGUCGGCAGUUACAAGCAAGCCCGGUCUUUGUCCCGCCAUUUAUGGGACAUGAAUGAAGAGCUCUUUGACGUGUUUGCUCUGGAAUUCAAGGAAGAGCCCACGGGACUCAAUGGCAACUUUGUUGCGGACCAAGCUUCGUUUCUGAACGACGCCGUGCGCGCUAUUCUUCAAGAGUACCGCACGAGACGCAAGACCAAGAAGAUCGAGGGAGAGCAAGGCCUGAAGCGAGGGAGACCAGAGAGUGUCGUGGUGGUAGCUCACUCUAUGGGUGGCAUCGUGGCUCGGACAGCUGAAUUGCUGCCGAAUUACAAGCGACGCUCGAUCCAACAUGUUGUGGCACUUGGUGUGCCGUAUGAGAAGCCGUCGUUCCCGUUUGACGCCGAGAUGAAUGCCGUGUACGACAGAAUGCACGCCAUGAAAAAGAGAGACGACGAGGUGGUUUAUGUGUCCAUUGCUGGUGGACACAAGGAUACACUGGUGCAGACGUCGUGGACGAGUGUGGAUACCGUGGCAGACCCUUCGCGGGCCUUUGCAGUGUUGGCAUCGGCGAUCCCAACAGUGGGAACGCCGGUAGACCAUUUCUGCUUGUUGUGGUGUCAUCAGCUGAUGAAAGUUGUUGCCCAGAGCUUGUAUGAGGUCGUGGAUCUUGAGACGAGAAAGCUAUUGAGCAGUCCGAGUGCGCGGCUUGCGAUUGCAAAGAAAGUGUUGUUUGGAAAAGGAAAUGCUGAACAGGGCGUGGAGAUCGAGACUAACGUGAACGUCUCGUCGCAUCGGACGUAUGUGCAGAAUGGAUACUAUCCUGGAGAGUACACUGGAUAUGCGCUGUUACUCCCGCCGUUCUUGGCCAAGCUGCUGCGUACUAAGCUCAUGACGGUGUUCGUGAUUAUGUACGUUUUGGCGCUGCAAAUUUUCUGCGCGCAAGUCUCGCAGUGGCAGUCCCGCUUUGAUUUGCAGUCAAUGUCUUCCUCCGACGAGCCCCGCCGCGAGAACUUUCCCUCGUUUACAUCGAUGCUGCACCCAGCAGCGCACGCCCCUGCCUUUCUCAAGAACGUCGUGACGUAUUUCUCGAGCAAGGCAUUUACCAUCGGCUCGAGAAAGGUUGCGACGGCAGUCAUUGCUGUGCUCACGCUGACUGUGACAGCUUGGGCGCUUUACGUUUACUAUGGCGGCCAGGAUGAACAGGCAACGAACAGUCUGAUUGCUUCGAUGACAACGGUCGCAGAGUUUGCCAUUCUGUAUGCUUACGCGCUAGGCUUGCUGUACGCGGUGACGACGUUAUUUUCAUUGCUGCAUGGCUUUGUCGUGUCGCCAGUUAUGUCCACACUCAGCAAUGUGGCUGCUCGACUGAAGGUUCGCACCUGGAUGAUAGUCGUCGUCGUCCACGCUAUCGCACAGCUUUUGGGACACUUUACCGACACAUUGUCAUGGAAUUCGUCCCGUGUCUUGGCACUGUUGAUACUGUCGUCUUUCAUAGUGUUUGUCAUGUACACACUGGCAUUGAGUGGAGGUGAUUGCGGAACGUCGGACCAGCAGCGUAUGCAACGUUCGCUUUUCGCUGUACUAUGGCUAUCCAUUUUCUCCUGGGUAGGAAAAGUGGCUUACUUUGCUGAGGUCGCGCGUUUGCCGCCGCUAGAGCUUUCAAACAGCCUUUUGAUGGAAAGUGGAGUAUACGUUGUCAUUUUGAGUAUGUACACGUACAUUAUCCAUUUGUCGCUCAACAGUAUGAUUCCGCUGCCUCCGACGGCGUUCUUCGGUGCCUCGUCAGGACAAGAUGCAGCAUCCAUUUACGGAAUGUCAUCAAGUAGUCCAGCAAGCAGUGUCAAGAUCACUGCUGAGAACUGCCCAAAGUGUGUUUUCGAGGAUGGCGGUCCCGGAGCUGUAUUUGUUAAGUACAGUGACAAGACGACGCACCGCAUUGCGGCAGGUGGACCUGGUGGAGCAGUGUUCGUUGGACCAACGUUUCGUGUCGUUUCGUGUGAUUGUAUGUACCGGUUCAAGACUUCGCGAGACUUCUGUGACUUCUGCGUUCGAUCGUGUCGAUUGUGCGGAGGCGGAAAUGGGAACUUCCAAGAGGCCGCCAAGUACAAGGCGUUUCUGGAAGAGAGCAAGGUAGAUGUGGCAAUGCAUGCCAUCGUGCCGAUGACUUUCCAGAUUUGUGCUGCUGUCCAAGUCAUCUACGGCUUGGACCGAGCCCAUAUGUCGUUCUACCUCGCGCCCAUGUGUGCUCUGGCAUUAGUCACGUAUCACGUCUUGCUUCGCCAUCCCAUCGAGGCUCGACGCACCAAGAACAAGCAGCGCAAAAAGGCGACAAAGAAGGGAAAGUCUCCAAGUGUGUCCAAGCACAAGCCGACCACAGCUGCCACCGACGUACCAUCCGCAUCUUCUGCUGCGACAAGCAAUGAGACCGCUCCUCGCAAGAAAAAGAAAAGCGGACGCAAAUCGAGAACGUCGUUUACUUCGGUUGCAUCGCCGCCAAAAGAGAAGGAUUCUACGUCGUCCUAG
Molecule: messenger RNA, 2778 nt
Organism: Peronospora matthiolae
Lineage: Eukaryota; Oomycota; Peronosporomycetes; Peronosporales; Peronosporaceae
Source: the annotation of a GenBank genome assembly